CAACAAUUUAACAUGGAGAAGAAAUGAACUCCCACAGGAUCAACAUAUCUCUUGAAAAGAUUUGGGUGAUUUUCUUCCAGUGGAUUACUCUAUGGGAACAUUAUCAGAAUUAUUUGAUUCUUCAACAAUCUCUAACAUCUCUUCAAUAAUCUCUGACAUCCCAGAAAAGUUAUAGGAGUAUGCGUAAAGCAGGUGCAUUCAUCUUGUUUGAAAAGCAGUAUGCAAGGAGCAAAAAUCACAGCUGCACAAGAGCCAUUGCACAGCCUGUACAGCCUGACAGACAGCUCGAGCUAUGAUCCAGAUAAUGCGGAAGAAGAGGAUUCAUCCAGGCGCCUCACACCUCUGCAGAAACUAAUGCUGGAUAUGUGUCAUAACGAGAAAACCAUCAAAGAGUUGAAUGUGGGAAAAAGGGUGGGAUUCUAUAAAGUCUGUGGUGACAUUGGGUGUGGAAACUUCUCCAAAGUCAAACUGGCCUUCCAUGCCCUUACCAAGGACAAAGUGGCUAUCAAAGUCUUGGAUAAGAUGCGACUGGACCUUCAGACCCAGAGGAUGCUUUUUAGAGAGAUCUCUAUAAUGGAAAGCUUGUUUCAUCCAAACAUACUUCGGCUAUAUGAGGUGAUGGAGGUACCGAGUCGAUUAUACCUGGUGCUUGAGUAUGCUGGAGGAGGAGAUCUGCAUGCCAGGAUCAGCUCUCAAGGAAAAAUUUCCGAUCUAGAAAGCAAACUUGUGUUUGCCCAAAUCCUGUCUGCAGUAAAGUACAUGCACGACAACAACAUCAUUCAUCGUGAUCUAAAAGCAGAAAACAUCCUCUUCACCAGCAACUCCUGCAUUAAGGUAGCUGACUUCGGCUUCAGCACAAAAAUCAACAACUGCAGCCAGAUGUUGGAUACUUUUUGUGGCUCUCCUCCAUACGCAGCACCAGAGCUCUUCAAAGAUGAGGCCUACAUGGGACCACCUGUUGAUGUGUGGGCCAUGGGGGUUCUUCUUUUCUUUAUGGUGACUGGCACUAUGCCUUUCCGUGCUGACACUCUUCGUAAGCUGCGCCACUGUGUGCUACAGGGAGUUUAUGUUCUUCCCACAUGGGUGUCUGCUCCAUGUCAACGCCUAAUCGAGGGGAUCCUUAAGCCAGAGCCUACAGAGCGCUGUGCACUGGAUCAGAUGUUAGGUUGCGAGUGGCUGCUUCCAGUUGACAUUCUACGUCCAAUUCCUCACUUGGACCAGCUUAACCCUGACCACUUGCUGAGGAUGUGGCCAAUAUGGCCAGAGAGAGAAGAAGUGUAUGCUGUCCUACAGGAAAUUGGAGUCACAGAGGAACAUAUUCUCAACAACAAGGGCAAAAACAGUCAAAGCCCAGUAACAGGCAUCUAUCGCAUUGUACUCCAUCGGAUCCAAAAGUACAGGGGAACUGAGUGUCUGCCUUUAAUCACAGGUGUAGUCAAAGACCCAAAGCGGGACAGUCUUCGUGCCUACAGAAAUUUACGACACACCUCAAAACUGUGCACUCUCUCCUAAUAAGCUUCUGAAGCACAUUAAUUUGACUUUUUCUAGUUCACAAAGUUCAUUGUCUUGCAGGGGGAUCUGGCAAUAGGCUAUGUAAAUCCUAAACUGCACUUUACUGUAACCAUUAUCCUAAAUUUGUGUUAAGGAAUCCGAUGAAAUGCUCAAUAAUGGAUUUAAAAAAGUAUAUAAUCAUUACCGAUCUAAGACACCAAAAAUCAUACACCUAAAUCUGAGCUCUGUAGCACAAGCAUGUAAUCUCAGUGUUUUCCAUUUUAUUAACGAAAAGACUUAAUAUAAGCAUUGUGUAUAUAAUCUGAUUUAGUUUAUUUAAUGCUAGUUUUGGACUGUGAUUUUAGCAUGCUUUUAAGGUUAUUGUCAGACUGUAUGAGAUCUCAAUAGAAUUGUGACUGAAUUCUAUAUCGCACUAUGCAAUAAUGUGUUCUAUAUAGCAGAUUAUACAGCAGAUAUUCUUUUAUCUAUAGAACUGCAAUUUAAAAAUACAGUACUAUGUUCUUUUUUU
Messenger RNA from Clarias gariepinus (North African catfish), 2020 nucleotides. It is a transcript of the gene nim1kb, whose product is annotated as NIM1 serine/threonine protein kinase. Lineage: Eukaryota; Metazoa; Chordata; Actinopteri; Siluriformes; Clariidae. Gene Ontology annotation, cellular component: cytoplasm. Gene Ontology annotation, molecular function: protein serine/threonine kinase activity; ATP binding; tau-protein kinase activity. Gene Ontology annotation, biological process: microtubule cytoskeleton organization; protein phosphorylation; intracellular signal transduction. The record is from RefSeq and is a predicted model, not a curated record.